AUGUUUGGCUUCAAGGUGCUCCUUGCGAGCGUGGCGGCGGCCAUUGCUGUGGUGGGCGUGUCGGCCAACAACUCGAACCUCAAGCAGAUCGAGCAUGUGAUUCUCUUCAUGCAGGAGAACCGUGCGUUCGACCACUACUUCGGCACCAUGGCCGGUGUGCGUGGCUUCAACGACCCGAACGUGCAAAUCAAGAGCAACGGCAAGAGCAUCUUUGAACAGCCCGUGAACAGCAGCGCGAAGCCCCAGCCCCCGAAGGGCGUUGACUCGCUCAUGUACUGGUACCUGAACCAGGCCGGUGAUGAGUACGUCAAGGCGACCGACUGUGUGGUCGGUGGCACCAACGCCUGGGAGCAGAACCAGGCGGCCUGGAACAAGGGCAAGAACGACAAGUGGAUCGCUGAGAACACCCCCUACUCGAUUGGCUACUUCAAGCGCAAGGAGCUCCCCGUGCACUUUGCGCUUGCCGAGGAGUUCGUGGUCGGCGACGCUUACUACGAGAGCACCAUUUCGGCUUCGGACACCAACCGUGCCGUUUGGGUCUCGGGCACGAUCAACUCGCCCGGCAGCCCGCCCGGUGGCGAGCCUCUCAAGCAGGGUGGCCCCGUCAUCGACGACCACCGUGCCCCUGGCUGUGAGAAGAACUCGCGCGGCGAGCCCAUGGCCUGCCUGCCCGCCAAGUGGAAGACGAUCCCCGAGUACCUUGAAGAGCAGGACAUCUCGUGGCUGGUGUACGAGGACACGGACAAUGGCUACCACAACUUCCUGGAGCAGUUCGAGCAGUACGAGCAGGCUCUGAUUUCCCAGGGCCCUCUCGCCAAGCGUGGUAUCUACCGCCCUGGUCUGCACAAGUUCUUCUACGACCUGAAGAACGGCAGCCUGCCGCAGGUGUCGUACAUUGUGCCUCCGAUUGAGAUCUCGGAGCAUCCCCCGAACCUGGUCAGUGACGGCGCGUGGCUCCAGCAAGCUGUGGCGAAUGCGCUGAUGGAGAGCGACUACUGGAACAAGACUGCGUUGAUUGUGUCGUACGACGAGACGGGUGGCUUUGCCGACCACGUCAUGGCCCCGCACGCCCCGAAGGGCACGCCCGGCGAGUGGAUGGAGGACCCGUACGACCACCACCUUGGCCAGGCCCCCACCGGUCCCGGCUUCCGUGUGCCGUUCUACAUUGUGUCGCCGUGGACCCGCAAGGGCGGUGUCUUCACCGAGCACGCCGCGCACGAGAGCCAGAUCCUGUUCCUGGAGAAGUGGUCGGCGGCGCACGGCAAGAACUGGACCUCGAAGGAGAUGAACCCCUGGCGCCGCAAGCACAUGAGUGACCUGCUGAAUGCCUUUGACUUUGGCAACCAGGACACCAGCGUGGCCAACGUGCCCAAGGUGCCCGCUGCCUCGAAGGACCCGGUCACCAAGCUGUACAACGGUGUGCCCAAGUGCAUGAAGAAGUACAAGGGUAUGAACCAGCCCCCUGUGCCGUACGGCAACCAGACCGAGCUCAAGCACGGCUACGACGUCGAGAAGGGCUACAAGCAGAUCCGUGGCGAGCUUACGGAGGGUCGCUACCUGACGCUCGAGACCUACUCGCACGCGCUCUCGCACAAGGGCAACAAGCUCGGCUCGGCGAGCUCUUCGCACCAGAAGAACUCGGACGACGAGCUGUUCGUUGUGCACUGGCUCGGCCACCAGCCCAAGGACCACCGUUUCCACAUCGCCACCUCGGGUGGCAAGAACGCCUCCUACGUGAAGGACGACCUGUCGCUCACUUCGAGCAAGAGCCAGGCUGGCACCUUCACUUUCGACUACAAGAGCUCUGCCAAGGGCUUCACCAUCAAGGUCGGCGACAAGUACCUGUCGAUGGACGAGGAUGGCAGCGUCAAGACCGUCAAGAACGGUGCGACGACCUUCACGCUGUACAGUGUGACUAAGUAG
Malassezia sympodialis ATCC 42132 is the source of this 1923-nucleotide messenger RNA. RefSeq names its product phospholipase C family protein. Gene Ontology annotation, molecular function: hydrolase activity, acting on ester bonds. Lineage: Eukaryota; Fungi; Basidiomycota; Malasseziomycetes; Malasseziales; Malasseziaceae. The record is from RefSeq and is a predicted model, not a curated record.